Aspergillus japonicus CBS 114.51 is the source of this 1127-nucleotide messenger RNA. Its product is annotated as DUF3431 domain-containing protein. The coding region runs from base 103 to 960 and encodes 285 amino acids. The transcript is spliced from 3 exons. Lineage: Eukaryota; Fungi; Ascomycota; Eurotiomycetes; Eurotiales; Aspergillaceae. The record is from RefSeq and is a predicted model, not a curated record.
CUUGAUGGUGUGUGAAACAACACAUUUGAUUCUGUCGUCGGCCUACUCCCCUCUCCCUUAUCGGCCCACAAUUCCCCACCUUUGCUUUUCCUUAUCUCUGAUAUGCCGUUUGACAAGUUGCAGAGAACUCUAUCAUUGAUGUUGCUGAGACGGCAGUUCCGCUGGCCCACACGCCGCACCGCCGCCUUUGGAAUUUUGGCUCUGCUAGUGGUCUCCAGUCUCUCGUGGUACCUUGGUGGUGAUGGUCUCAACCCCGUGCAUGAGCAACUAUCCAGAUACACGACCACUUAUGACAAUGCAACGAAUGAGAUUGGCUUGGUACUAGCAGCGAGGAAGCACGAAGAUCUAAAUUGGGUGCUGGGAUAUUGUAGGGAUCACGGGACAAUUCCAUUUGUCUACACCACUGAUGCCAACCCGGCGCCUCAUCUUUUGACUCCGCGUACGAUUCGUGGUCGCGAGGCCACCGCCUACCUCUCCUUUAUCAUCGACUAUUACGACAGACUGCCAAGUUACACCUUCUUCGUACAUUCCGAUCAUGACCAGUGGCAUAAUGACCUCUUUGGCCCCCAUACUGGGCCCAUCCUGCGCAAUCUCCGCUUGGAGGCUGUCGAUGCGCGAGGUUAUCUUAAUCUUCGAUGUGAGCAUGAGCCCGGCUGUCCGACAAGUGUUCAGCCGUGGAGCCCGUCAAACCUCGAUAAACAAAACCGUGAUAUCCGCGCCUAUUUUGCCGAGGUAUACCAAAUCCUGUUUGAUGUUCCUGCCGACCAAGUUCCAGAGCAGAUUGGAAAUGUCUGUUGUGCUCAAUUUGCUGUUAGCCGGGCGCGAAUUCUUCAACGGCCCCGAUCAGACUACGAGCGCAUGUUACGCUGGGCGGAUGAAACAAAGCUGACAGACAGUUUUGGAGUUGGAUGGGUAUUCGAAAAGAUUUGGCACAUCAUCUUCGGAAUGGAGGCUAUAUAGUGAGUGAUGCACGCACGCAUAUUAGAAUUGGUUCCAGGUGAAACAGAGUAACAUGCUUGGCUAAGCUGAUAUCUAGUUGCCCUCGAUAUGAACAAUGUCGGUGCGACGCGUAUGGUUGGUGUGGACCUUUGGUAUCGGGUGAGACUCUAACAGCUGUGUGAGCAAAU